UCCCUGGCAGCGGCUGAGACCGUUUGGUGAAGAUGGCGGACUCGGUGUUGACUGGUAUGGGAGAGGAGAAUGAAAAGGAGAAAGAGGGCAGUUCUAGGGAGAGAAAGCCUUCCAAAACAGAAAAGAACAAGGAGAAAGACGGAGUCACUGAGACGCUUAGUUUUAGUGAAAAAAAUGGCGGCAGUAAUGCCCAGAAACGCAACCUGUCAGACCUGUCUUUGGUCAGAUUCAUAACUACCGAGCUCACGAGAGGCUACUUCCUUGAACACAAUGAGGCCAAAUACACAGAGCGCAGAGAGAGGGUAUACACCUGCCUCCGCAUCCCCAAGGAGCUGGAGAAGUUGAUGACUUUCGGCUUCUUCCUCUGUCUGGAUACCUUUCUCUAUGUGUUCACACUUUUGCCCCUCAGGGUAAUUCUGGCCCUUUUACGCCUCCUCACAGUGCCAUGCUGUGGCCUCAGUGGUUCCCGUUUGCUCCAGCCCGCCCAGGUGUGUGAUGUCCUGAAAGGCUUUAUCAUGGUUCUGUGUUACUCCAUGAUGAGCUAUGUGGAUUACUCCAUGAUGUACCACCUCAUCAGGGGACAGUCUGUGAUCAAACUCUACAUAAUCUACAACAUGUUAGAGGUAGCGGACCGCCUGUUCUCGUCAUUUGGCCAGGACAUCCUAGACGCUCUGUACUGGACAGCCACCGAGCCCAAAGAGAAGAAGAGAGCCCACAUAGGAGUGAUUCCUCACUUCCUCAUGGCAGUGCUCUACGUCUUUCUUCAUGCCAUUCUGAUUAUGGUUCAGGCCACAACGCUCAAUGUAGCCUUCAACUCCCAUAACAAGUCUCUGCUCACCAUAAUGAUGUCAAACAAUUUUGUGGAGAUCAAAGGAAGUGUGUUCAAGAAGUUUGAGAAGAACAACCUUUUCCAGAUGUCAAAUAGUGACAUAAAGGAGAGGUUCACCAACUACAUCCUCCUGCUCAUUGUCUGUCUGAGAAACAUGGAGCAAUUUUCAUGGAACCCCGACCACUUGUGGGUGCUCUUUCCUGAUGUAGUCAUGGUUAUUACUUCAGAGGUUGCUGUGGAUGUUGUUAAACACGCCUUCAUCACCAAAUUCAACGACAUCAGUGCCGAUGUAUACAGUGAAUAUCGAGCCAGCCUUGCCUUUGACCUUGUGAGCACUCGACAGAAAAAUGCUUACACAGACUACAGCGACUCUGUGUCCAGGAGAAUGGGCUUCAUUCCGCUUCCUUUAGCCCUUCUGCUGAUUAGGGUAGUGACCAGCUCAGUGAAGAUCCAGGGUUCCCUCUCCUUUAUGUGUGUGCUACUCUUUUACCUGGGGAUGAUCACGCUGAAGGUGCUGAACAGUAUCGUUCUCCUUGGAACCUCUUGCAUGUUCGUCAAAGAGGCCAAAAUGGAAGAAAAACUCUUUGACCCGCCUCCUUCUGUCGCUUCCAGCCGAGUAAACUCCAGAGCUCACAGAGCAAAAGUUUACACUGCACCACACCAAGCGGAGCCCCCGUCCGACAGAGCGGGAAUACCCCUGGUUUCAGACAUUUCUCAGCCUACAGAUACGGCAGAGAGUGCCGCCCCCGUACUCCCCAAGAGCGACUCUGACACAUUCCUGACAACGCCUGAUGGGGAGGAUGAUGACAAAAUCAUAAACACUGACACUGGAUUGGAAGGAGAAGGGCUCAACCACAGGCCACCCAAAAAAGACCUGUUGGAGAUCGACCGAUUCACCAUCUGUGGCAACCGCAUAGACUGAAUGCCGUAGAAAGCCCCAGUGGGUGCUGUGUCCUGGCAAGACAGGAGGGUUCAGGGAUCAGACAAAGGUCACGGAGCAUGCUCAGACCUGACUCUUUCUUAUGCACCUGGCCCUUCGACUAUUUAUUUAUUUAUUACGGACAAAACCAGCCAAGGCAUAAAGCUGUUACACCGAAGGUCUCAUCAGCCGUUUGCAGCUCAUCCUGUAUGCGUUCAAUGAACCAAGUGGACUCUGGCAGUUGGUCAUGGUUGUCAUGGCAACAUGCAGACAGGAGCACAUAAGUGAAGCAAGCUGCAGAUGAGAAAGUACAAAAGUCAAAUGGGAUUGUUGAAGCAAAACUACCAGACCAUAAGUGUGUGUGUGUAUUCAGAAGCACAAUCAUGCACACAACGAGGAGUUGUUUUAAGAAAGAACAAACUAUCAGUUUGAAGAUUUCUGACAAGUUGCCAUAUCUCACAAAAAUGAAGUUUUUAUUACAUUUGUUUUCUCUAAAUUGACCAUGUUCAUCUGCAAGACCGUGACUGAGUCGCACGAACACUUUUAAAGUUUUAAAAACGUCCCGUGAACACACAACUCACAUUCAAAGAGAUCUGUUUGACCGGUGUCACAGCGACGUGGGCACGUGUAGUGUAACCUGUUAAAUGUAGCAGCUGUGACAGUAAAAGCAUUUUGCAUGAACACAUCAUCUUCAUCUUUGCAGUGUUAACGCAGUGCAGUGUGUGUUGUUAAGCUUACUUUGAAGCACUGAGAAGAUGGUGCCUGUUUUGUUGAGGUGCGAGUCUUUAUUCGCAGAUAUUUCAGUUCUUUUUCUGCCAUAUGCUUUUUGUUUUGAUAGUUCAAUAUCACACUCUGCUCAUAAUUAUCAUGAAUAACGUAUGCCAGAAAUGUGGUGCGAUCCUUACCUAAGGGGUGUGUGUUUUACCAGCUCCCACCUUUGUGAAAAUCUGCUGGUUGUUGAUCAGACUGAGCCGACACCGACCUUUUGUUUUCCCUCUCAUGCUUUAUCAAUAUUUCUGUAUUUUAACGAGCAGGUAGGCCGAAAAUGUAAGGUGAAAACCCAACGUGGUUCCCAAAAAUGUUUGUAUCAAUCGUGUAUUUUGUAAACGAGAAUGCAUCCAUGUUUUUCUUAAUGAGGUGGAGUGAGAGGAGGGGGGCUCCCUGCAGCGGUCGGGCCGACUGGAGCUGCAGCAGGUGCACGCGCCUAAAGACUCGCUGACACUGCAGAAUUUAGAACUCAGUCAAGUUUUUCACUCAUUUGGAAGUUGUGAUGUCUGGCUGGGUGCUGUUCACUGCCUUCCUGUAUUUUUCAGAAAUAACUUAUUUUUUACUUACUUGUGAUUUUGAUAUACAGAUAACGCAUGAGAGGCAGAACCAGGGCCAGUCAGGCUUCUGAGUCAGAACGCAGUCAAAACGAUGGGAGAAAUUAAGCGGAUGCUCAUUAAAGGAGCCUAAAGAGUGAGUGCAUUUUGACUGUGCGUACCGAGUGCGAGAGGCAGUUUGCUGUGAGUGGAUGGAUCUUGCGACUACAUUUUUAUUUUUCAUGUACAAGUCAUCUGUGUAUUGCGUCUCCUUAUGCGAUACAAGGAGAAUAAAACAAGACUUUGUUUCGUAUGUGUUCUGAUUUGAUUUUAAAUGUGUGUGUGUGUGUGUGACAGCGGGGAACAGUGCUGGUUGUUUGAGUUAGA
This is a messenger RNA of Menidia menidia (Atlantic silverside), 3436 nucleotides long. The record is from the annotation of a GenBank genome assembly. Lineage: Eukaryota; Metazoa; Chordata; Actinopteri; Atheriniformes; Atherinopsidae.